CAUAUCUGAUUGUUUUUUGGGGUUUAGAUCAGAGCAUUGGCACUUGUGUUUCCUCUGCCAUAACAAUCGUUUCCACUGCACUAGCCUCUCCACCAUUUCGUCUCCGUUCAUGGGUUUCUCCAAAGAAAACCUUCUUGCGCGCUUGAAGGAGCUUCAGAUUCCAUUUUCCCAAUACGAACAUCCAGUUGUGUUGACCGUUGACGCUCAGGCUCAGUAUGUUGGACAUUUGGGGGGCGGGCUCAGUAAGAAUUUGUUUCUCAAGGAUAAGAAAAGCAGACUGUAUGUUGUUUCUGCUUUAGCUGCUACCAAAGUAGAUCUUAAAGUAUUAUCUCAGCGGCUUGGUUUGGGAAAAGGUGGUCUCAGAAUGGCACCUGAGGAGGCUCUAGGUGAAGUACUUCAGGUACCCCUGGGUUGUGUCACUCCGUUUGCACUAGUGAAUGAAUCAGCACGAGAUGUUUCAUUGCUAUUGGAUCAAGGUUUCAAAACUCAGGAGCACUGCUUCUUCCAUCCACUGUCGAAUGACAUGUCUAUAUCUAUAAAAGCAUGCGAUCUUGACAAGUUUCUUAAAUCAAUUGGAAGAAAUCCCUCAUAUGUUGAUUUGGAGGCCAAUCCUACAGUGGGGAAAGAUCAACCCCCUGAUCUAGCUGCUCUAGUUCCAUCCGGUUCAGUAGUUUUACCCGAUCAACCACAAAAGCAGUCUUCACAGGUUCCUAAGGAUGCAAAUCAUGUUUCUGUUGGUAAUGGAACCAGUGCAGUUUCAGCCAAAGUUGUCAAGUCUUCUGAUGGGAAAAGUACGAAGGGAUCACCAACACCGGUAAAAAAAGUUAAUUCAUCAGGCUAUGUUGCAGAUGUUGGUCAAUUCGUUGAAGAGAUAUUGCAAAAAACGUCACAGUUAUUGCUUUCGGAGGUCAAGGAAGAGAAUAUAAAGUUACACGGGGAGCAGCUGGGUACAGUGGUAUCUGACAGAUUACAGAAAAACCUUACUUCAGAGUUUAAGAACCUUGCUAUGAUAUUCAAGAACACAGCAUAUACAGAAGGGUUUCAUGCUGGUACUCAUUAUCGGCCCCCGCCCAUGUGAAGGAUGAUUUAGGAUUUGCUGGUAUGAAAGUAAGAGGGCCCCAAAGUUUUUAUCUCUAGUUGGUCAAUGUUUAGUUUGUGAUGACACCAUGCAUUGUUUGGAUAUUCACAUAUACUGGUAAAUGUUACAGAAUAGAUGAUUCUGAUACAAUUUGAUCAGCCAAAAAAAGAGGCACAUUAAAGUGGCAAUUUUUUUUAUAACCUU
Messenger RNA from Vigna umbellata (rice bean), 1282 nucleotides. Its product is annotated as YbaK/aminoacyl-tRNA synthetase-associated domain-containing protein. The record is from RefSeq and is a predicted model, not a curated record. Gene Ontology annotation, molecular function: aminoacyl-tRNA deacylase activity. Lineage: Eukaryota; Viridiplantae; Streptophyta; Magnoliopsida; Fabales; Fabaceae.